This is a messenger RNA of Sorex araneus (European shrew), 1784 nucleotides long. It is a transcript of the gene FLI1, whose product is annotated as Fli-1 proto-oncogene, ETS transcription factor. Gene Ontology annotation, biological process: cell differentiation; regulation of transcription by RNA polymerase II. The transcript has 9 exons. Gene Ontology annotation, molecular function: DNA-binding transcription factor activity, RNA polymerase II-specific; sequence-specific DNA binding. Gene Ontology annotation, cellular component: nucleus. The record is from RefSeq and is a predicted model, not a curated record. The coding region runs from base 307 to 1668 and encodes 453 amino acids. NCBI's taxonomy places the organism in Eukaryota, Metazoa, Chordata, Mammalia, Eulipotyphla, Soricidae.
GAGAGAGAGAGAGAGAGAGAGAGAGAGAGAGAGAGAUAGGACUUCCUCCCCGAUUCGCAAAGUGAAGUCACUUCCCAAAAUUAGCUGAAAAAAAGUUUCAUCCGGUUAACUGUCUCUUUUUCGCUCCGCUACAACAACAAACGUGCGCAGGGGAACCGCGAGGGGCAGGGCGCUCGCGGGGGGCACGCAGGGAGGGCCCAGGGCGCCAGGGAGGCCGCGCCGGGCGAAUCCGAAGGGGCUGCGAGGUCAGGCAGUAACCGGGUCAAUGUGUGGAAUAUUGGGGGUCUCGACUGCAGACUUGGCCCAAUGGACGGCACUAUUAAGGAGGCUCUGUCGGUGGUGAGCGACGACCAGUCCCUCUUCGACUCGGCCUACGGCGCGGCCGCCCACCUGCCGAAGGCCGACAUGACCGCCUCAGGGAGCCCCGACUACGGGCAGCCCCACAAGAUCAACCCGCUGCCCCCACAGCAGGAGUGGAUGGCGCAGCCAGGGCGGGUGAGCGUGAAGCGAGAAUACGACCACAUGAAUGGGUCCAGGGAGUCCCCCGUGGACUGCAGCGUGAGCAAAUGCAGCAAGCUGGCGGGGCCCGGCGAGUCCAACGCCAUGAACUACAACAGCUACAUGGACGAGAAGAAUGGCCCACCCCCUCCCAACAUGACCACCAACGAGAGGAGGGUCAUCGUCCCCGCAGACCCCACGCUGUGGACGCAGGAGCAUGUGCGCCAGUGGCUGGAGUGGGCCAUCAAGGAGUACGGCCUGGUGGACAUGGACACGGCCUUCUUCCAGAACAUGGACGGCAAGGAGCUGUGCAAGCUGAGCCAGGAGGACUUCCUGCGCGCCACGUCCCUCUACAACACCGAAGUGCUGCUGUCGCACCUCAGCUACCUCAGGGAAAGUUCACUGCUGGCCUAUAACACGACCUCCCCCCACACGGACCAGUCGUCACGGCUCAGCGUCAAGGAAGACCCUUCCUAUGACACUGUCAGGAGAUCCGGGUGGAGCAACAAUAUGAAUUCUGGCCUCAACAAAAGUCCUCCCCUGGCAGGAGCCCAGACCAUGAGUAAGAACACAGAGCAGCGGCCCCAACCAGAUCCAUACCAGAUCCUGGGCCCCACCAGCAGCCGCCUCGCCAACCCUGGAAGUGGGCAGAUUCAGCUGUGGCAGUUCCUCCUGGAGCUACUCUCGGACAGUGCCAACGCCAGUUGCAUCACCUGGGAGGGCACCAAUGGGGAGUUCAAGAUGACGGACCCCGAUGAGGUGGCCAGGCGCUGGGGGGAACGGAAAAGCAAGCCCAACAUGAAUUACGACAAGCUGAGCCGGGCCCUCCGAUACUACUACGACAAAAACAUUAUGACUAAGGUGCAUGGCAAGAGGUAUGCCUACAAAUUCGACUUCCACGGCAUUGCACAGGCCCUGCAGCCGCACCCCACUGAGUCGUCCAUGUACAAGUACCCGUCCGAUAUCUCCUACAUGCCCUCUUACCACGCGCACCAGCAAAAGAUGAACUUCGUGCCUCCACAUCCCUCCUCCAUGCCUGUCACUUCCUCCAGCUUCUUUGGGCCUGCGUCCCAAUACUGGACCUCCCCCACGGGGGGCAUCUACCCCAACCCCAGUGCCCCCCGCCAUCCUAACGCCCACGUGCCCUCCCAUUUAGGCGGCUACUACUAGAAGCUUCAUCCUCAGUGAGUUUCCCUCGUGAAGUUCCCCCCAGUGGACAUGAGACUUGGAAGAGAAAGCAAAACUGGAUGCUCUUUCUUAUGGGAUAGAACCUUUGUAUUUGUACU